Messenger RNA from Dioscorea cayenensis subsp. rotundata (Guinea yam), 2464 nucleotides. Its product is annotated as twinkle homolog protein, chloroplastic/mitochondrial. Gene Ontology annotation, biological process: DNA replication. The transcript is spliced from 21 exons. Lineage: Eukaryota; Viridiplantae; Streptophyta; Magnoliopsida; Dioscoreales; Dioscoreaceae. Gene Ontology annotation, molecular function: ATP binding; single-stranded DNA binding; 5'-3' DNA helicase activity. The coding region runs from base 85 to 2181 and encodes 698 amino acids. The record is from RefSeq and is a predicted model, not a curated record.
CCCUUGGCUUCCCUUUGAAACAAAAAUCUUCUCCUCCUCCUCCUCUGAAUACGUCGCCAUGCGAUCUUGAGAAGCUCUUCUACAAUGCCGGCAAUCCCUCAUCGCCCUCUGCAAACCCUCCUCCAUUCCAACCUCCUCAUGGCCCUCUCCAAGAACCAACUUUUGUUCAAAUGCCCAGCGGGAACAACCAUUCCCACCUAUACCUUCCGCCUCCUUCGCCGUAUCUCUUUCGCCCCUCAUCCAGACCAGUGUCUCAUUAAGAAUCCAAGAAACUCUUCUUCUAAAGCUCUGUUCUUUGCUAUGAAAUCGUCCAGGGUUCAGUCUCCUGGCCCUCUAGUGCCUUCAAGAAUCGUUCAUGUGGCUUCAGUGGAAGAAGACACGUCCUUCGCCAAGCGCGUGGCUAUGAUGAAGUUGAAGCUUGAGCAGGCUGAGAUUCGGUGCGCUUCCUUCGAGCCCGGACAGUACUCUAGCAUGAUAUGUCCCAAGUGUGAAGGAGGGACUUCAAAAGAGAGGAGCUUCUCUCUUUUCAUUCGUGAAGAUUGGGGACUGGCCAUGUGGUCAUGCUUCAGGGCCAAAUGUGGAUGGAGUGGUUCUAUUGAGGCCUCUGGAAAGAACAAGGACAACCGAGCUGGUCCUAGUCAAUCCUCCAAAGUGAAGGAGCAUAGAGUAAUAACUGAGGCAGAUCUUCUUCUAGAGCCGUUGUCUAAUGAGCUUGUUGAAUACUUCUCUGCAAGAAAGAUAUCAGCAGAAACUCUUCGAAGGAAUGCAGUUAUGCAGCGCAGAGCACAUGGACAGGUUGUAAUAGCUUUUACAUACAGACGCAAUGGAGCUCUUGUCAGUUGCAAAUACAGGGAUGUUAACAAAAACUUUUGGCAGGAAAGAGGCACUGAAAAAAUAUUUUAUGGUGUUGAUGAUGUAAAACGAGCAAGUGACAUCAUCAUUGUUGAGGGUGAAAUUGAUAAGCUUUCCAUGGAGGAGGCUGGAUACCUCAAUUGUGUCAGUGUUCCAGAUGGCGCACCUUCUCAAGUUGCAAAAGAGAUACCCAAUGAAGGACAGGAUAAUAAGUUCCGAUAUUUAUGGAACUGUAAACAGUAUCUAGAUCAGGCAUCUCGCAUUAUCCUAGCCACAGAUGGUGACCGCCCUGGGCAGGCCUUAGCUGAAGAACUUGCACGACGCCUUGGUAAAGAAAGAUGCUGGAGAGUUCAGUGGCCUAUGAAAAACGCUAAUGAAGUGUGCAAAGAUGCAAAUGAGGUACUAAUGCACCUUGGACCAGAUGCUUUGAAAGAAGUUAUCGCUAAGGCUGAAUUGUAUCCCAUACGUGGCCUAUUUACCUUCAGUGAUUUCUUCAAUGACAUCGAUACAUAUUAUAGCGGUAAUCUUGAUCAUGACCAUGUUGUGUCUACAGGCUGGAGUGGUGUAGAUGAAUUUUAUAAGGUUAUUCCAGGAGAGCUUACUGUAGUAACUGGUGUGCCCAAUUCUGGAAAAAGUGAAUGGAUUGAUGCCUUGCUUUGCAAUAUUAACAGAAAUGAAGGGUGGAAGUUUGUACUCUGCUCUAUGGAAAACAAGGUCCGGGAACAUGCAAGGAAGCUUUUGGAAAAGCACAUCAAGAAACCAUUCUUGAAUUCUAGGUAUGCAGAGUCGGCUGAGCGAAUGACUGUUGAGGAGCUAGAGAAAGGGAAGGAGUGGCUGAAUGAUACCUUUCAUCUUAUCCGAUGUGAUGAUGAUUGCCUUCCAUCUAUUCAAUGGGUUUUAACACUAGCAAAAGCUGCAGUUAUGAGAUAUGGGGUGCGCGGACUUGUCAUUGAUCCAUAUAAUGAACUGGAUCAUCAACGGCCCACAAAUCAGACAGAAACAGAAUACGUAAGUCAGAUGCUCACCAAAAUCAAGCGCUUUGCUCAUCAUCAUUCAUGUCAUGUGUGGUUUGUUGCCCACCCCAAACAGCUACAACAUUGGGGUGGUGGUCCCCCUAAUAUGUAUGAUAUUAGUGGAAGUGCACAUUUCAUUAACAAAUGUGAUAACGGGAUUGUUAUUCAUCGCAACAGGGAUGAAAAAGUUGGGCCUAUUGAUCGUGUACAGGUUCACGUACGUAAGGUACGAAACAAGGUUGCUGGUGGGAUAGGAGAUGCGUUCUUGUCAUAUGACCGGGUCACUGGAGAAUUUUUAGACGUUAAAGAAGAGUAGUAGCUAACAGUCAUUAAACUGAUUGAAUGACUUUGAAAUGAAGUCUUUGCAGACACGGCUUCUCAAAUGCAGCAAAGCACACCAAAUCUGAAUGAAAGGUGGAACCAUUGAAUCUUUAAAGAAAUGAGAUCAUGGUGUACAUGGUUUAGUAUUUCUUCUCUUACAUGAUUCAAAGGAAAAAAUCACAGUUCAAGUUGUUAACGUCCUUGAAAAUUGAUUACCAUAGUCUAAACCUUUGUUCUCAAGUAUCAUGAAGAUGAAAGUCCAGCUUUAGUUUUUGAAA